AUGACAUCCCACAGUGUCUGUAGGGCAUGGGCCCCAGUAUUCUCUUCGAUCCUUCACCGACAAGAUAUAUGCCAGAAGGAAGCUGCGACAGGCACACAUUGCCAUGUUGACGAUCCUGUGAAGGUGAAAGACGGUGGGAUAACCAGCCAUAUAUACGCCUAUCUGCGAGCAAUGGAGCGUGAAGGGACAUGGUAUGCUGUUGACGCAUGGAUCACGGAUCUUUCGGGCCGCGAGAGACUCGCAGAAUCCACUUUCCUUGUUCCUGCCAUGGAGCCCGAACUUGACAUUGAGAAUUAUACAUGGGAGUGGGAUAUGCUCCUGAGGAUGUUCGUUGUUUGCUGUGUCCAACCUGAAGCGGCGUCGAAUGUCGCAAUCAUUGGAACAGUCAAUGAAGAGCAUGAGCGGGACUCUGGCAGCGGUGGGCAAACAGUGGAGGGCAGUGGUAAUGGGGAAGACCAUUAUAGGAAUGCAGACAUCUUGAUUGACAGGGAAUCUCGUGCCAGCCAACAAGAACCUGCCAUGGACCGCGAGCGUAUCGACGCUCUUCUGAAACCCGAAAACUUCAACUGGGCAGAUGAGGACGAUGAUGAAGUCUCUGAAGAGACUCUGCAUUCGCAAUCUCAAGUGGAAACAGAUGCAGAACCUAUCCGCGUCAAUAUCCCAGGGGGGCCUCUCAUUGUUGACUCAUCCCAGAUUCGCUGCCAGACACCUGAACCGGGGCAAGAAUCGCAAACUCGCGAAGACGAAGACCCCUUUCCUGUCUCGCAUGUAGAGGAGUCAGAGGACCAGAUGCUCCGAGCGAACGUUGAAGCCGAAUUCAGUUACCGCGACCAAAUGACCGCAUGGGCAUCGACGACGGGAUGGAAUAUCCAUCAUUUUAACUGGUUCGGCGAGGCAGUGUACGAGUACAGUGAUACGCCGCCAGCAGUAUCACUCUGGUACAUCGUGUCUGAGCCAAAGGUGUCACGACUCUAUGAUGAGAUGAGGGUGCAAGCGAUUCUGACCAGAGCCCUGAAGUUCAUCGAUCCAGUGGUAUAUUAUGGGCGAGAUUGGCGAGAUCUGCGCCGUCGGGGCCAGGACUUUAUCCGGACAGUGACAGGAAAUGUCUUCAAGUGCUAUACGCUGCAUGGAAUGUGGAGGGAAGAUCAGAAUCACUUUGAUGAGGGAACGCGGAUGGACGAAGGAAUCAUGGAGAGUUAUGGAACUGAGGAGUAUGUGAUCGCCAACGGUUUCACUGUGCACCCAGCAGUAAUGAAUAGGGCCGAGCGAGCGAAUGCUCAGAAAUCACUUUUUGAACGGCAGAGAAGUAUCGACCCGUGGCGACAUAGUAGCAUCGUGAGGCAAAGUCGAAUAUAUGCUCUCUCACCCUUGAGGUCUUGCACGAGUGUGGACGAGAAGUGGGACGAUGAGGAUGAGAUCGUGAACAACACUCCUGCCAUCGACAAUGGACUAUAUACCAUCACAGAGGAGCUUGGAGAAAGGAAUGGCACUGCGGUUUCGUCUGCCCGGGGAAUUGUUGCUCACACUGAGCGUCCAUAUCUUCAAGUAGAAAACAUAUCGGGCUCAACUUCAGCAGGAGACCUAGAAAAUAAUCAAGUCCUCAACAAUUACCUGUCUUCAUCUCUGCAAGUCGUUCCUGGUGAUCACAAAUGUCCUCCAGAUCCCCACAACGUCCCCCGGGGCAGGGUACGUUCGAAGUUCCACAGUCUGCCUAAGCUCGUUACACCAUUUUCGUCUGUUGCUGCGUCACUAGACUCCAGCGAAGAGAAAAUGGUUCGACAGGAGAAUUCUGAUGUCGACCCUGAUAAUGACGCCGAUGCUCGAGGCGUUUCAAAACAGGUCAUGGUUGAAAAGCAGAACCCCGUCAGCGGAGUGUUACAAGCAAAGAAGCUCGAGAGUCCUCCAGAUCCUCACAACAUCCCCCGAGUCAGGGAACGUUUGAAGUGCCACAAUCUGCCUAAGCUCAUUACACCGCUUUCGUUUUUGCCUGCCGUUGUGUCACCAGCCGUUGUGUCACCAGCCAUUGUGUCACCAGCCAUUGAUCCAAAGGAUGUGCACAGCCAUGACCAGGGCGGACACGACAAUCUAGCCGAAGUUCCUGGUCUCGUUUCACCUCAGCGCGAAUGUAAACCAGUACUGUCCUCCUCAACUGGCACCGUUAAUGACACUGAGUUAGUUGGGUCGACAUCUGAAAAUCCUGUCCAGACAGAAGGGGGUCAGCCAAUAACAAAGUGGUCGGGAGACGGUCUUGAGGAAGAUGUCAAAUCAACACAGAGUCGGCAACACAAGCCACGCUUGAGCUGGAAACGCUUCGCUGGCCACAUAGGUAGGGUGUUCGGCACCGAAACAUCAGCCGAAGCAGCAAAGGUACGACCAGGACAAAAGUUGCAGAACACGCCGUCCACCCCUGGAGCAAAAUCACCAUCAAAAAGCAAGCCACAUCACUACAUACGAAGAGCGGUCGAUUCCAUUCUGGAAAGAUUGUUCGUAUCCUGUUGA
Messenger RNA from Paecilomyces variotii, 2499 nucleotides. RefSeq lists its product as hypothetical. The transcript has a single exon. Lineage: Eukaryota; Fungi; Ascomycota; Eurotiomycetes; Eurotiales; Thermoascaceae. The record is from RefSeq and is a predicted model, not a curated record. Bases 1 to 2499 code for a protein of 832 amino acids.